Messenger RNA from Erigeron canadensis, 1479 nucleotides. Its product is annotated as endonuclease III homolog 1, chloroplastic-like. NCBI's taxonomy places the organism in Eukaryota, Viridiplantae, Streptophyta, Magnoliopsida, Asterales, Asteraceae. The transcript has 4 exons. The record is from RefSeq and is a predicted model, not a curated record. Gene Ontology annotation, cellular component: chloroplast nucleoid; nucleus. Gene Ontology annotation, biological process: base-excision repair; nucleotide-excision repair; base-excision repair, AP site formation. The coding region runs from base 261 to 1334 and encodes 357 amino acids. Gene Ontology annotation, molecular function: oxidized pyrimidine nucleobase lesion DNA N-glycosylase activity; DNA-(apurinic or apyrimidinic site) endonuclease activity; 4 iron, 4 sulfur cluster binding.
CGCUAAUCUGGAAAUCGCGGGAGGGGGGAAAAUGCAAAAAAUUGCGGGAGGGGGAAAUGUUUAACUAUUCCUACUUUCCUAGUUUGUUUGCAUUUUUUGAUUUAAUUGGUUUUAAAACCUACGCCAAGGGGAUUCAGGGCUACUAAUCUGCGAAUCGGGGGAAGCCGAUAAAGAAACCCAACCGGCGACGUAGAUGCACCUUCCUAAACAUACAUACAUAUAUAUAUAUUUUUGCCUCGUUGCAGCAGCAAGUGCGUCUCAUGCUCGUCCACCUACGAAAUUAUAUGUUUCUUCCUUUGGCUUUGUCACGAUCAAACUUCACUAAUAGGAUGCAAACCAGAGGAAUGUCUAUCAAAGCAGAAAUGGAUUCUCCAGAGCAUAAUGCAAAACCUGAAUCAGAGGUCCGUGUCUUUGUAAGAAGGAAAAGAUUGAAAAAGCUUGAAAUAGUUCCAGAGAAUGUUCACAAGUUAGAGCCUCAAGACCAGAAAUUUGGUAGCCUGCCUGACAUUGAAGAAUUUGCAUAUAAAAAACCAAGUGUUGAUUUAUCACUGAGAAAAUCUGAACCAAUCUCUAGUGUCCCUGCAAAUGUUAAAACUGAGGUCAAACCACCAUCGAAUUGGGUCAAAGUUCUAGAAGGAAUCCGCGAAAUGAGAUCUUUAGAAGAUGCUCCGGUAGACUCAAUGGGAUGCGAGAAAGCAGGUAGUUCCCUUCCUCCUAAAGAACGAAGGUUCGCUGUUUUGGUAUCUUCACUCCUAUCAAGCCAGACUAAAGACAAUGUCACCCAUGGAGCCAUACAACGCCUCCUUGACAAAGAUCUUCUCAAAGCAGAAACAAUUGAGGAAGCCGAUGAAGUAACCAUAAAAAACUUGAUUUACCCGGUUGGAUUUUACUCAAGAAAAGCUACCAAUCUGAAGAAAAUUGCAAAAAUAUGCUUGUUGAAAUACAACGGAGAUAUCCCAGACACCCUCGAGUCGUUGUUGUCACUUCCAGGUAUUGGUCCCAAGAUGGCUCAUUUGGUGAUGAAUAUAGCAUGGAAUAAUGUUCAAGGCAUAUGUGUAGAUACUCAUGUGCACCGCAUUUGUAAUCGUCUUGGAUGGGUUACACGCCAUGGUACAAAAUUGCCAACCAAGACACCAGAGGAGACAAGAGAGUCGUUGCAAUCGUGGCUUCCAAAAGAAGAAUGGAUCCCGAUUAAUCCUCUUUUGGUGGGGUUUGGACAGACUGUAUGUACACCUCUUCGACCUUCGUGUGGUUUGUGUAGUAUUAAUAAACUCUGCCCAUCUGCAUUUCGGGAGGCCACACCCAAGAAGAUAGUCAGCAAGAAAACAGGGUGAAUCACGGGUAUCUUCUAUGUAAACCUUUGAUUUUGUUAUAUAAGCAUUUUGUGACAUGCUUCUACUAACUGAUGGCCAAAAUAAUGCCUGUACAGUGUUUGUGCUUAAUUAAAUUAGCUACUCUAAGUGGCCUAUGAACCACCAA